UGGUAGAUAAUGAGCCCUGCCUCCCCUUCUCUAAACACACCCCCUCCCAGAAGACAAAAAAAAACGGUUUGGGACUACUUGUGAAAGCUUCUGCCUCUUCCAUGACAUGUUGAACUUUAGACACAACUGAGCAUCGAGGUGUGUGUGUGUGACCUGGUGCCAAAGCCCGAUGUUGACAAAAAGCUUGACCACGACCGGACUUUGCCAUGUUUUCUUUUAGUUUAAAAGCCUCAUGGCUUUGAGUCCCUCAGAGUCACGUCCUGCAAUUGUCUCUGGAGUGCAGUUGGUCAGCGGGAGAACGUAGGAGCGUUUGAGUGAAACAUCAGCAACCAGUUGAGCAGAGGGCAAAAGGCGACUGGUUGUCUACCGGUGUGGACGAUGUGUGCUGCAGCUUUGGAGGAGUACUGUGGCUCCGUAUUCUGGAAUGCUUCAUAUGUGCAAAGAGAAGACCCAGACCUACCAGUAUGUAUCCAGCAGACAGUGCUGAUCUGGAUCCCUCUGGGGUUCCUGUGGCUCGGCGCCCCAUGGCUACUGGGGUCUCUCUGCACAGGGAAACGAUUUAACAGAAAACACCUGUCCAAGCUCUACCUCUGCAAACAGCUAGUGGUGUCUCUGCUGUUGGUGACGGCCAUAGCGGCCCUGGCAGUAACAUUGGGGGAGGAUUAUGGCCCAAACAAAGAUUCUUCGUCGACAGUGAAAAAUGCUGGUGUAUUCUACGUAAACCCCGUCCUGUAUGCUGUCACAUGGAUCCUUCUGCUGCUGUGCCAGGAAGGAGUGAGGCGAAUGAAGGAAGCAGUUGACUCCACCAUUCUCUUCCUCUUCUGGUUACUCCUUGUUGUGUGCAACAUCGUUCCUUUCCAGUCUCUCAUACGGGAGGCAUUCAAGCAGGGAGAGAUCAGUGAUGUCCCUCAUUUUUGCAUUUUCUACAUUUCCUUUGGACUGGAAGUGAUUGCACUUGUUCUCUCUGCUGUGGCUGAUAUCGCCCCAGAAGCUGAGGAGUUGGUAAAGAAGAAUCCUGAGGCAGGUGCAGCAUUUCUGAGCAGAAUCACAUUCAACUGGAUUAACAGUAUGGUGAUCAAAGGCUACAAGCAGCCCCUGGUUCAGGAGGACAUGUGGGAGCUGAACAAGGCAGACAGGACUGCUUCCAUCGACCAGGUCUUUCAGUCCUUCAUGCAGUCGGAUUUGGCCGCAGCUCGGGUCCGCCUCCAAACCGAGCUGAGGAAGAAAAGGGAAAAAAAGAGAGCCCAGGAAGACACCUUGGAAAAUGGCCUCUGCAACGGUCUGAGGGAAGGCGUCAGUCAGGAUGUGUUGAUGAUGGAGAAAAAGGGAAGGAAAGAAGGUAAAAAGAAGACAAAGGAGGAGAAAGAAGACUAUCCCAAUUCAUGGCUGUUUUCCACCAUUUACAAGACCUUGAAAAAGGACUUCACCAAAUCGGCCCUACUCAAAGUGCUGCAGGACAUUUUGAUUUUUGUCAGUCCUCAAAUUCUGAAACUGAUGAUCUCCUUCACUCAAGACAAAUCUAGACCUGACUGGGAAGGGUAUAUGUAUGCAGUUCUACUACUAUUGGUUGCCAUUCUGCAGUCUCUGCUUCUGCAGCAGUACUUCCAUCUCUGCUUUGUGCUGGGGGUACAGGUUCGCACUGCCAUCAUGACUGCUGUGUACAAAAAGGCAUUGGUGAUGUCUAAUGACAAUCGCAAAGAGUCAUCGGUUGGGGAAACAGUAAACCUGAUGUCAGCAGAUGCCCAGCGCUUCAACGAUCUGACCAGCUUCAUCCACCUGCUUUGGUCCUGCCCUCUGCAAAUCAUCUUGUCCAUUGCUUUCUUGUGGAUGGAGUUAGGACCUUCCGCGUUGGCAGGACUAGCGGCCAUGGUUAUAUUGGUGCCGCUCAACGCACUGCUAGCCACCAAGGCCAGAUCUCUCGGGAUAGAGAACAUGAAGUUUAAAGAUCAGAGACUGAAAAUCAUGAAUGAAAUACUCAAUGGGAUCAAGAUUUUGAAGCUGUAUGCAUGGGAGCCGUCAUUCCAGACACAGAUUGGCAGCGUCAGGGACAAAGAACUGGAACUCAUGAAGAAGUCGGCCUACUUGACAUGUGUCUCUUACCUCCUCUUCACAUUUGCUCCAGUUCUGGUUUCCAUAGUCUCAUUUGCGGUGUUCGUAGGGGUGAGCUCAGAAAACAUUUUGACGCCCGAGAUAGCUUUCACCUCCAUCUCGAUUUUCAACCUCAUCCGAUUUCCCCUUUCCAUGCUGCCCAUACUCGUCGCUCUCCUUGUCCAAACGGUUGUGUCGAAGGAUCGUCUGGAGAAGUUUCUGGGCAGUGAAGAACUUGAAAGUGACAGUGUGCAGCAUGACCCCAGCUUCGACUCGGCUGUCAGCGUGUGUGAUGGCUCCUUUGCUUGGGAUAGGAAUGCUGAGCCUCUGCUAAAAAAUGUGUCCUUAGAUAUUAAGCCGGGUCGGUUGGUGGCAGUAGUCGGAGCUGUGGGCUCAGGAAAAUCUUCUCUCAUGUCAGCCCUCUUGGGAGAGAUGCACAGGACCAAGGGCUUCAUCAACAUUCAGGGUUCCCUUGCAUUUGUGCCACAGCAAGCCUGGAUCCAAAAUGCCACUCUGAGGGAUAACAUCCUGUUUGGCUCUCCCCAUGAGGAUAAGAAGUUGCAGGAGGUGAUAGAGGCUUGUGCCCUGAUCCCUGACCUGGAGCUGCUCCCUGGUGGAGACCUUACUGAGAUUGGAGAGAAGGGUGUCAAUCUCUCAGGGGGUCAGAAGCAGCGUAUUAGUUUGGCUAGAGCAGCUUAUAACCAGGCUGAUAUUUAUCUACUGGACGACCCCUUGUCUGCAGUGGACUCUCAUGUGGGAAAACAUCUCUUUGAUAAAGUAAUUGGACCCAAAGGACUACUCAAAGAUAAGACUCGUAUCCUGGUGACCCAUGGACUGAGCUUCCUGCCUUACGCAGAUGAAAUAGUGGUCUUGCUGGAUGGUGAGGUGUCUGAGGUCGGAUCCUACCAGAGCCUCCGUGCAAGCAGAGGAGCUUUUUCUGAGUUCCUAGACACGUACGCUGGAGAACAAAGAAAAUCAACCCUUUCAGAUUCAGACAGUUGCGAAGACACUGCAGACGUAUAUCUCGUCUCUGAAAGCGAGGAUGCUCAUGCUGACUCGGCUCUGGAGGACGUGGUUUCUGUUGUCCUGAAGAGAGAAAAUAGCAUCCGACGCAGUCUGAGCCGUGGCAGUGUAAGACUUAGAAGAAAGAGCAGUUGUGUAAAAAAACCAGAGGCUGUUGAUCAAACAAAGGAUGGCCAGCGAUUAAUAGAGAAGGAAACUAUGGAAACAGGACGGGUGAAGUUCUCAGUGUACCUUAAGUACCUGCGAGCCAUGGGCUGGUCAUACUUUGUCCUGGCCUCUAUGUCUCUUAUCAGCUCUACUGCUGCUUCAGUCGGUCAGAGCGUGUGGCUGAGUGAUUGGACCAAUGACGCAGUGGUUUACUACAACAUGACAUAUCCGCCCGGGAAGGUUAACACCAGGGUAGCAGUGUACGGAGUUCUAGGACUGUCUCAGGGCAUCUUUGUGUUCAUUGCUUCGCUGCUCCUGGCCAAAGGUGCAGUCGCUGCAUCCACUAGCCUGCACUCAAGGCUACUUCACAGCAUUCUACGAGCUCCCAUGUUAUUCUUUGACACAACACCAAUUGGAAGAGUGGUCAACCGCUUUGCAAAGGACAUUUACACAAUAGAUGAAGCCAUUCCACAAUCCUUUCGCAGCUGGCUCGUGUGUCUUCUAAGCGUACUGGGGAUACUGUUUGUCAUCAGUUUUGCCACUCCUGUCUUUGUCAUCGUCAUCAUUCCCCUGGCCGUGCUCUACUACUUUGUACAGGUCUUUUACAUCGGCAUGUCACGACAGCUGCGUCGGCUAGACUCUGUGACUCGCUCUCCUAUCUUCUCUCACUUUGGUGAAACAGUGUCGGGUCUGUCCGUGAUAAGAGCCUACGGCCACCAAGAAAGAUUUCUCAAACAUAACGAAAUAGUAAUGGACGAAAACCUCAAGAGCAUCUACCCGUGGAUAGUGUCAAACAGGUGGCUGGCCAUCCGUCUGGAGUUCCUGGGAAACUUGGUGGUGUUUUUCGCAGCCCUGUUUGCUGUUAUAGCCCGAGAAACAAUGGACAGCGGCCUGGUUGGCCUGUCAAUAUCCAAUGCCCUUAGUAUAACACAGGUCCUCAACUGGCUGGUGAGAAUGAACUCAGAGCUGGAGACCAAUGUCGUUGCUGUGGAGAGGGUGGACGAAUACACCGGCAUAGAAAAGGAGGCCGAAUGGAUAAAUGACAAUCGACCUCCAGACAAGUGGCCUGAGGAAGGAAGACUAGAAUUUGAAGACUACAAGGUCCGGUACAGACCUGGAUUAGACCUGGUCCUGCAUGGAAUCACCUGUAACAUCAAGAGCACUGAGAAGAUUGGUAUAGUGGGCCGCACAGGAGCUGGAAAAUCAAGCCUGACAAACUGCCUGUUCAGAAUUAUUGAAUCUGCUGCAGGUCGCAUCCUCAUCGACGGUAUAGAUAUCUCCACUAUAGGCCUGCAUGACCUGAGAAGGAGACUCACGAUCAUACCGCAGGAUCCAGUGUUGUUCUCUGGGACCUUGAGGAUGAACUUGGAUCCAUUUGACACAUUCAGCGAUGAGGAUAUCUGGAGAGCACUGGAGCUCUCCCAUCUGACGGACUUUGUAGCAGGGCUGCAGGAAAAAUUACAAUAUGCGGUGACAGAAGGAGGAGAGAACCUCAGUGUUGGGCAGAGGCAGCUGCUGUGUCUGGCCCGAGCACUGCUGAGAAAGUCUCGUAUCUUAUUCCUGGAUGAGGCCACAGCCGCUGUUGACCUGGAGACGGACAGUCUGAUUCAGAAUACCAUCCGCAAGGAGUUUUCACACUGCACCGUCCUCACCAUUGCCCACCGGCUGCAUAGCAUCUUGGACUGUUCCAGGGUAAUGGUGCUGGAUGCUGGAAAAAUAGUGGAGUUUGAUUCUCCGAGCAACCUGUUCGAAAAACGAGGUCAAUUCUACGCCAUGGCAAAGGAUGCUGGGAUAACAGGAGAAGAAAUCACAGCUCUCUAAUUGUACACUUUUUUUUUGUUCGUUUUUUAGGAUCAUUAAAUAAAUAAAUUGCUUUUGUUGUUAGGUUUAAACCUCGGUUUUGCUUUGAUUUAUCGAAAUGUGUAAUUUCCUAUUUAUAUAAAGCAAUAUAUAGAAAUAAUUUGUAAAACAAAAAUCUAAUAUGUGACGAAUAAAUAUCUUUUGCCAAUUUGUA
This is a messenger RNA of Scophthalmus maximus (turbot), 5272 nucleotides long. It is a transcript of the gene abcc2, whose product is annotated as ATP-binding cassette, sub-family C (CFTR/MRP), member 2. The record is from RefSeq and is a predicted model, not a curated record. Gene Ontology annotation, biological process: transmembrane transport. Gene Ontology annotation, molecular function: ATP hydrolysis activity; ATP binding; ABC-type transporter activity. Gene Ontology annotation, cellular component: apical plasma membrane. Bases 379 to 5079 code for a protein of 1566 amino acids. The transcript has 33 exons. NCBI's taxonomy places the organism in Eukaryota, Metazoa, Chordata, Actinopteri, Pleuronectiformes, Scophthalmidae.